UACUAUUGAGGUUGUCUGCAAGACAGUGAAGCUACAUUGUGAUGCAUGGAUAGGAAACAGCACAGAAGAUUGUUGAAGGAGAGAAGCCCCUAAGUCAUAUGAAAAACAAUACAAAGGCUCAGCCUCUUGAACCUGGACCCAGCAAUUCAGCUUACAAAAAUAAACUGAGGAAGCUUUAUUUCGUGGAAAAUUUGUUAGAUGCAGAAAUUCAAGAAAAAAUCGAUGAGGUUAAAAAGAAAGAAAAAACUGCCAUGCUUAUGCAGUCUGGCCUUUUAGGUCCCAAACUUAAACACCAAAUCUUUCCCAAAAAAGUGGCAACUGCUGAAUCACAGGAAGAUAGCCUGACAGAGAGUGAGAGUGGAGACAGGGGGCUGAAGAAAGUGACGCUAUUCCUCAAAGGGCCCAAGCGCCUACGGAGAAAGCUCUUACAGGAGGCAAGAAUCAAGAGGAAACAGGGUACCUGGCCGACAGCGAAGAAAGUGGCCGAAGAAAGAACGCUUGGGAAACCAAUCCCGAGUGAAAUGACACAGUUUGACGUGGUGCAGAGGCCUCGGAAGUUUGUGGGAAGCUCCUUCCACACCGAGCCUUCCUUCACGCAGACGCACAAGGCUGCGGUCUCUUCUGUCUUCAAACAGUAUAUUGGCAUGCCUUCUACUUCUGCCACCUCAAAAUCCCUAUCUGAGGUUAAAAAACAAUCAAAAGACAUGAGCAACACCAUUUUUGUUUUAGAAGAUGCAAAUGCUAGAGUUAAAAGUAUGGAAGCUGGUAAACCAAUUGUACAUUCUAGAAGAAAAUACCGCUUUCAUAAACCUCAUUCCCAUGUGGCCCACAGAACACCUGCGGCCAAACUAAGUCAAAAGUUUAGAAAAGAAACAGUGUUCCAUGGACAGAUGCCUGUAAAGCAGCCUCCAUUCUGUGCAGUUAGGAGCCUUAUAAAUUCACCGUCACAUGGGGUUUUUCCACCUUCAGAAGAGCUGAGUCCUCAGGAGAAUCCUUUUCCAGAAUCACUUGCUCCUUCAGAAUCUUACAGAAAUCACUACUGUAUCCCCUCUAGGAAAUGGUAUUGA
Messenger RNA from Nycticebus coucang (slow loris), 1067 nucleotides. RefSeq names its product leucine-rich repeat-containing protein 37A3-like. Bases 99 to 1067 code for a protein of 322 amino acids. Lineage: Eukaryota; Metazoa; Chordata; Mammalia; Primates; Lorisidae. The record is from RefSeq and is a predicted model, not a curated record. The transcript is spliced from 2 exons.